AUGUACAAGGACCACAGGCCGUGUACAAGGACCCCAGGCCGUGUACAAGGACCCCAGGCCGUGUACAAGGACCCCAGGCCGUGUACAAGGACCCCAGGCCGUGUACAAGGACCCCAGGCCAUGCGCAAGGACGAUACCAAAGAGCCAUGCUUCGUGGAAUGGGGUGAUGUCAUCAGUGAAUCAGGACGGGGGCUCCGGAAUCCUGGCAGCCGCUUGAGCCCUGGACACUUGGAUACGGUCAGAGCUCUUCUCACCCUGUUGCGGGACUGUGCUCUGGCUCUCAGUAGGAACAGCCCCCCACCCUCUGUCUCCGACCUGAAGUCCUGGAGAAGGAGGGGCCAGAGGAAGAACAUAUGGACUGUCAAUCACGUCGAGGGAAUGAAACUCAAAAUGAACAAGAGGAGAAAACCCAGUUACCGCCUGGAGGACCAGGAGGCUUUCUACCGACUGCUAGAGGACCCUGUAAUCCAGAGCUUCUUGGAAGCAGACAUCUUCCUCAAGGUGUCUGACAAGUACCUGCUGGCCAUGGUGGUGGAGUACUUUGGCCGCGUGGGGCUGCCAGGACACCUCUACAACAGGAUCCACUUCUUCCUGGCCCUCUAUAUCGCCUCGGACAUGGAGGAGGACAACCCCACGUCGAAGCACAGCAUCUUCCAGUUCCUGCUGGGCAAGGAGCAUUGGCCAGAUCUCUACAAGGAGUUCCUGAAGCUGAAGCUGGAGUUCUUCCACGCCAUGGACCACCGCGCCUGGGUCACCCCGGAGCUGUGUGAGGAGAUACAGGCCCAGAAUCCUCACCACUGGGUCUGGAGCCGGGAGCGCCAGUGCACUCCCUAG
Molecule: messenger RNA, 834 nt
Organism: Ochotona curzoniae (black-lipped pika)
Lineage: Eukaryota; Metazoa; Chordata; Mammalia; Lagomorpha; Ochotonidae
Product: putative speedy protein E7
Exons: 7
Coding region: 1-834 (277 amino acids)
Biological process (GO): positive regulation of cyclin-dependent protein serine/threonine kinase activity
Molecular function (GO): protein kinase binding
Source: RefSeq, a predicted model, not a curated record